AUGUGCAUUGAUACCUUUCCCAAAAUUCCAUAUUCUGAUGAAAAUAAGAGAAAUAGAAAUGCACUUCAUUGGGGACAACGUAAAUUACUUUUAUCAGAAAUUGAAUUUCUUACCGAAUAUUCACAUGAUGGAGAUGUCGUGAUUUAUGCUGGAGCUGCUCCAGGUAGUCAUUUAGUUUAUUUAGCAGAGGUUUUAUUUCCCAAUCUCAAAUUUAUGCUUGUGGAUCCAAAUAAGUUUAAUAAGGAUUUGUAUCAUGUUAGAAAUGUAACAAUUAUGGAAAGUUAUUUCACAGACGAAAUUGCAAUGGAAAUUAAAAAGAUUAGGAAUAUUGAAAGUGGAAAUAAUUUACUAUUUAUUAGUGAUAUUAGAACUGCUGAUCCACUAGUUAUGGAUCCAGAACAAAAUGAAAAAUGUAUUACGGAAGAUUUAACAUUACAAAAAGGAUGGUUGGAAAUUUUACUCCCUCGAUUCAGUAUGUUAAAAUUCAGACUCCCAUUUACAGAAGGUAAAAUUAAAUACUUUAGAGGUGAUAUUUAUUUACCAGUUUGGGGUAGAAAAUGGACAACUGAAUGCAGACUUGUCAUUAAGGAGGAGGAUAUCAAAGAUUCCAAUCAAAUUGAAUAUGAUAAUCUUUCUUACUCUGAUCAAUUAUUCUAUUUUAAUAAUAUUACAAGAUUUGAAAAUAUUUAUCCACAUGACAUUUGCUCAGAUGGGGUGGACAAUUGGUAA
Molecule: messenger RNA, 729 nt
Organism: Naegleria gruberi
Lineage: Eukaryota; Heterolobosea; Eutetramitea; Acrasida; Naegleriidae
Exons: 1
Coding region: 1-729 (242 amino acids)
Biological process (GO): 7-methylguanosine mRNA capping
Molecular function (GO): methyltransferase cap1 activity
Source: RefSeq, a predicted model, not a curated record